Messenger RNA from Leptinotarsa decemlineata (Colorado potato beetle), 1480 nucleotides. RefSeq names its product probable aconitate hydratase, mitochondrial. Gene Ontology annotation, cellular component: cytosol; mitochondrion. The record is from RefSeq and is a predicted model, not a curated record. NCBI's taxonomy places the organism in Eukaryota, Metazoa, Arthropoda, Insecta, Coleoptera, Chrysomelidae. Gene Ontology annotation, molecular function: aconitate hydratase activity; 4 iron, 4 sulfur cluster binding. Gene Ontology annotation, biological process: tricarboxylic acid cycle.
CUCCGCUGAGCAGUUUAAGGUUUGAAACAUUCAAAUUUGGAGGUUGAUUCUGGAAUUGUGUUUUCGUAGUUUUCAUCUUUCAGUACUGCUUUUAAUAGUUUUGUAACCAUGGCGUACUGUAUGGGAGUUUUACAUCGCCAGGGUGGCAAAGCAAGCAGUCUUCUCUUCUCUGAGAUACAGUCGAGAUGCUUUCAUAUUUCACCUUUAACUGCAGCUGCAGCCAAAGUUGCUAUGAGCAAAUUUGACAAAGACCCAUUGCCAUAUGAGAAACUUAUGAAAAAUCUUGAAGUUGUGAAGAAAAGAUUAGGAAGGCCUCUAACUUUAUCUGAAAAAAUUUUAUAUUCUCAUAUUGAUCAACCCGCAACGCAGGAUAUCGAGAGAGGAUCAUCUUACUUGAGAUUACGUCCUGAUCGAGUGGGUAUGCCAGACGGCACGGCUCUAAUGGCAAUGCUACAAUUCAUUUCUAGUGGUCUGAAACGGGUAGCCGUACCAAGCACCAUAUAUUGUGACCACCUAGUUGUAGCUCUGGAAGGGGCCGUGAAGGAUCUUGCUAGAGCUAAAGAAGUUAACAAAGAAGUAUAUAACUUUUUGGAAUCUGCUGGUAACAAAUAUGGCGUUGGAUUUUGGAAACCGGGGUCAGGUAUUCUGCAUCAAAUUAUAUUGGAAAACUAUGCAUUCCCUGGUCUUUUGAUGAUCGGAACUGAUUCCCACACACCAAAUGGGGGAGGUCUUGGUGGGCUCUGUAUUGGUGUUGGGGGUGCUGACGCUGUAGAUGUAAUGGCUAAUAUUCCCUGGGAAUUGAAAUGUCCCAAGGUCAUUGGUGUUCGACUAACAGAAGUUUUUAAUCUUUUCAGUGCCACAAAUGCUGAAAAUAACGAACUAAACAAUGUGAAGAACCAACUCACGGGUGAAUGGGGAGCAGUACCUGACGUAGCUCGUUACUACAAAGCUAAAGGAGUUCAGUGGGUUGCAAUUGGUGAUGAAAACUACGGCGAAGGCAGUUCUCGCGAACAUGCCGCCCUUGAACCCAGACAUUUAGGAGCUCGUGCGAUCAUCGUGAAAUCUUUUGCCCGCAUCCAUGAAACUAACCUGAAAAAACAAGGACUUUUACCUCUCACUUUCGCCAACACUAGCGACUACGAUAAAAUCCAACCCUCAGACAAGAUUUCAUUAAAGAAACUGAAUACUCUUGCCCCGGGAAAACCAGUUGAAUGCGAAAUCAAACAUGCCGACGGUAAAGUUGAAAAAAUUCUUCUCAAUCACUCAUUGAGCGAUCUUCAAAUAGAUUGGUUCAAAGCCGGAAGUGCACUUAAUCGCAUGAAAGAAUUAUUUCACUGAUGUAGACAGAUUAUUUAAAUGAUUUCUAGGUAUUUAAAUUCAAUCAAUUCGUAUUUUGUUUAGAGUAUUCUUUUAUAAAUUUUGUUCAUACAUAUUCAGUCCUAACGAAUUUCCAGACGAUACAGUUGUUGUUGUUAUUCUG